Cheilinus undulatus (humphead wrasse) is the source of this 699-nucleotide messenger RNA. Its product is annotated as fatty acid-binding protein, brain. The record is from RefSeq and is a predicted model, not a curated record. Gene Ontology annotation, biological process: fatty acid transport. Lineage: Eukaryota; Metazoa; Chordata; Actinopteri; Labriformes; Labridae. The transcript is spliced from 4 exons. Gene Ontology annotation, molecular function: fatty acid binding. Bases 84 to 482 code for a protein of 132 amino acids. Gene Ontology annotation, cellular component: cytosol; nucleus.
UAACUCCAGGGAGGAAUCCUGCAGAAGCUGCAGCUUGCUCACUUCACUUUGGACAUUACUCUGCCUCCCUGCAAACCUCCACCAUGGUUGACGCCUUCUGUGCCACCUGGAAACUGGUUGAGAGUGAGAAUUUUGAUGAGUACAUGAAAGCCCUUGGUGUGGGCUUUGCCACCAGACAGGUUGGAAAUGUCACCAAACCCACCGUGAUCAUCAGCCAGGAGGGCGACAAGGUGGUGAUCCGCACCCAGAGCACCUUCAAAAACACAGAAAUCUCCUUCAAGCUGGGAGAGGAGUUUGACGAAACCACCGCAGAUGACAGGAACUGCAAAUCCACGGUGACAAUGGAGGGAGACAAGCUGGUCCACGUCCAGAAGUGGGACGGCAAGGAGACCAAGUUCGUCAGAGAGAUCAAUGACGGCAAGAUGGUCAUGAAUCUGACUUUUGAAGACAUCCACGCGGUGCGCAGAUAUGAGAAAGCAUGAGAUCUACAACCAGCAGGCCAAGAAGUGUCGAUUUUAUAAUUAUUAUUGACUGUAAAAUGCUUCUCUUUGCACUUCAUCCUCGUCCUCCACAUGUGCGCCCUCUGCUGGCUGCUCAUGUUUUGUAAGAAUUUUUUUAUAUGAAAACAUUUCUGUCGUGAUGGAUGGAUCAUCUUUGUAACCCUGUGUGAAAAAAUGAAAUAAAAACUCCCAGAAGAAA